Molecule: messenger RNA, 2178 nt
Organism: Closterium sp. Naga37s-1
Lineage: Eukaryota; Viridiplantae; Streptophyta; Zygnematophyceae; Desmidiales; Closteriaceae
Source: the annotation of a GenBank genome assembly
AUGUGGCGACGGGGCUUAGAUCCGUUACGGAAGCUGACACGUGGCGACCUGAGAGGCACGGAAAAGAUUGCAGGAUGGCGAGCACCCAAUACAGCAGCAGAAGCAGCAGCAGCAGCAGCCACCACUCUCACUGGAUCGGCAGCACCGUACAGCUUCCGUAACCACGUUAACGGUCCUGCCGAACCUGCUGCAGAUUCCAGGCUGACAGCAGCAGUAGCAUCAUCAGCAGCAGCAGCAGCAGCAGCCUUGGGGUUGUCGGCAGUGCACUCAGCAGAAGCACCAGAGGGGGACUGCAGCAACGCUGGCGUGGGUUCAGGGCGAGAGGUACCCGCAGGUGGGGCAAGGCCGGCAGUGGACUGGGGUGGUGCAGGAAGGGGAGAGGGAGGUGAGGGGGCGGCAGUGGGGAGCAAGCACACGGCGCGCUGGCGAGUGUUCACAGACCGAGGCAGGGAGCUCUUCUCACAGGGUCGCCUACGGGAUGCAGAGCGGUACCUGCAGAGGGCUAUAGAGGAGGCCAAGGCGGGCUUUGGGCCGUCUGACCCCCACGUUGCUUCCAGCUGCAAUAACUUGGCAGAGCUAUACCGAGUAAUGGGGGAGUGGGAGGCGGCAGAGCGUCUGUUCCAAGAGGCUGCAGAGCGGUUUAGAGCGGUGGAAAUGCCUCUGCCGCUUGCAGCCACCCUGCAUAACCUGGGAGGGCUGUACCUGCAGCAGGCUCAGCUGGGGCAGGGUCAAGUGGUGUAUUCUCAACCUGGGAAUGCUGAAAUGGGGCAGGGUCAGCUGGGGCAGGGUCAACUGGGGCAGGCUCAGCUGGGGCAGGCUCAUCUGGAGAAGGCUCGUGUGUGCUACGAGGAGGCCCUCAAGCUCAAGGCGAAGGAGCUGGGGGACUCUCACCCAGACUACGCCAACACCAUGUUCCACCUUGCCGAGGUGUUUCGUCGGUUGGGGCGACGAGAGGAAGCACAUGCAGUGCUGCGAGGCUCCGUGAAAAUCCUGGAGGGCAGUGCGGGCAGUCGAGGAACGACAGCAAUGGCUCGGCGUAUGAUGCUGCUGGCACAGAUGCUUGUGCAGUCAGCAUCAGCACCAGCAGCCACCCUCCCCGCAUCUGCGGCUAUGAAUGGACAGUGGCAGGGGCAGCAGGGGCAGCAGCAGCAAAGGGACAGGGACAGCAGUAAAGAUGGAGACGCAGAGUUGCUGAGGGAGGCUGAGAGGUUGCAGAGACGAGCCAUCCAUGCGGUGGAGAUGGGUGAAGGCACCAAGGCACCGGCACUUUCAGGCAUGCUUGCAUCGCUUGCGACUACGCUUGAGAAGCAAGGCCGACUGGAGGAGGCACGGGACACGCUGCUCAGGUCGCUCCAUUUGAGGCAAGCUGCUCUUGGCUUGGACCAUUUCCUUGUGGCCAGCACGCUCACGCCCCUCGCUGCAGUCACACUCAAGAUGCUGAGCCGCCCACAGCAGCAGCAACUGCCCACAGAUGCGCCCAAGGGAGAGCGAGUUGCAGAGGAUGGCGAGAAGAUGCAGCUUGAGGAGGCACUUCACGACCUGCACUGUGCUGUCAGAGUCGCUCGCAAGGCAUGGCAGCAAGCAGCAGAGGAACUGACAGCUGCGGCAGCGGGAGGCGAUGCGGGAGGCAGGAGGGGAGAUCGGGUGCAGGGAAAUAAGAGCAGGAACACACCACCCCCAUCUGCGUGCCUCACGCUCCUUGUACAAUCUCUGGCAACAUCAGUACAGGCCUCCCUCACUGCCCUGCUAUCCGCAUCCUUCCACAAUAGGCAUCAUCUGUCGCAGCAAGCAGCAUCUGCUCUCAGGGAACUGCUGCACACGCUCUCCUAUGAUCCAGCACAAGCCCUUGUGAGUUCCAACCAUGGCGUGCGAAUCGCCUGCUUGUCUGCCCUCCAGCACCUCUCUGGAUUUCUUUGGGACCAGCUCACAUGCACCGGUGCUUGCGUGGAGGCAGCGAGUCAUUGCUCUGAAGAGAAGGCAUGUGUGCAGAGUGGUGGAGAGAGGUUGAGAGAGAACAGGAAGGGGUCGACAGAGAUACAAGAGGGUGGCAGUGGAAGCAGUAGAGGUGGUGAAGGUGAGGAAGGGAGGGAAAGUAGAGAACGGGGUGAAGAAGGCAAUGCGGAGCUGAAGAGACUGGCCGAGCAGGUGGACUUGCUUAUCGCAUCAUUGGCUAGAUAA